CCUUGGAGGUUUUUCAACAAACACCUAAUCUAAUCAACAUACUCCUCGCGUUGCGUUGAAACAUUAAGUGCUGCAAUCUGUACCGUACGUUCGACCGAACCAGUGCUAUUAUGCUCGUUCACCGUGCGCGGAAAAAACACUCCAUGAAAGGAACUUAACGUACCGCUUCUUCCCUUCUCUUUGCUCUUUCGCCCGCGGUGGCAGUGUCUCUGGGUGACGGUGGUUGUUGCGCGAAAAUAAUCCGUGUUUUUGCGAGUAUUUUUCCGUGUGCAUUUACGUAUGGCGGCGAAUCAUUUCGUGCUGCUGUGUGAAUAAAGUCCAUUCCCGUUCCUCCACGUCACGUUACGGUGAAGCAGAGCGAGAAAAAAAAGGAAAAGUGGCCAUUUUCCCUUUCCAUUCUUCGCAUCGGUCAAAGCGGUUCUUCACGCACCAGGUCGUCAGUUCUUAUUCAAUCGAAACAACACGCAAGAACCCCGCACUUGCGUUACAGAGCUACACAUCGGGUCGCAAGCGGCUAGAGCGAGAAGGAUUCAACAAGAUCGUGAAAACCGCUGAAGCAAGAAAGAGAAGUAGAGUGAAAAGGUGGUACAGCAGGCGAGCCUACUGGUAGCGGUUUCGAAGAAGAAAAAAGGGUUCUGCCAUUUUUUUAAAUCACACCACCGAAAAAAGCCUCCCUUCUUCGGUGUACCGGAAAAAUUGCGACUUGUGAACAUACUCCAACGUACCUCGAGCAGUGCUGGACUAAAGGUUGCACCAGUAACGAAAGGAAAGGAAAAGAAAAGCAAAAACGCACACAAAGCCCCCCCGCAUCAAAAUGAUUCCCAAUAAAACGAACUGAUAUACGGCUGCUUGCAGCUCGUGUUUUGGGUGUUUGGAAGGGUGAAGGAGGUAGCAGGAGUGCGUGUCCGCGAGAGCGGGAGUGUGUGUGUGAGUGUUUUGUUUUGAUCGUUCGCGGUCUGUUUUUUCGGUUUCCUUCGGUUUGGUUGUUCGUCGUCGCUGGUGCUCAAAAAUACCGGUGUGCCGCGUGUUCCAGUUUGCUUCGAUCAUCCCUACUCUCCCGCCGUCUGAGAAACCUGUAUUUACAGGUUGCUGUUGCUGCUGUUUUGCGUGUACGCGAGUGUGUUGUUUUGCCGGAACCGUGGUGACCGUGAAUAAGAGCUCCCCCUUCCCCGAAAAAUAAGGUGCACUGAGGGCAGUGUACGACUUUUUUUCGUAACUGUUUGGUGAAGCAACCAAGGCAACAACAACAACAACAACGACAAAACAAAGACCGCCCCGGCAUCCGAUACAUGGCUAGUUCUAUGAACAGCAGGAACCGCAUUCGUCGUCGACUGGCUGCGAUAUCCUUUCUGUCCAACAUCUCGCUGGACGGUACCCAUCGGGACACGAAGCUCGGUCCGUUGCACGGAGGCGGAGGAGGCGUUGCGUCACUUGCCGGUAGAGCGGGUGGUACGGUUAGCCACACCAGUGCGGCACUAGCGCUGAACAACAAUGAUCUGGACGGUGUCGGCACGUGUAAUGACGAGUCGGGAGAGGAUGGCCCCGAUGCGCCUGGGGGGACAGUUGCUGCCGGCAGGGAACGGGGAGCAGGAUGGCAACCGGGCGAGAGUGCUGCGGCCGGCUUGAGCGGGACGGCCCACCCGCUGGCCGCUGCCGAUGGGCAGCAGAGGGCACGGGCCAGAACUGGAACGUUUAGCAAAAGUCCCGAACGCUACGCCGGAAAGCGGAUCGACAGCGAGGGCAAUAUGGUGGUCAGCAAUGGCUCAUCGGCCAAGGGCACACCGGCCAAGGAUCGUGAAAAUUGGAAUCCCAACGAUGGACGGCUGAACCAUACGGCGGAUAAGCGCUCGCGAGCGAACUCCGCCACGCAGCGUCCAACCGGUGCGAAACGGUCACUGCUGAUGAACACUAGCGCGGGUGCAAUCGUAACCGGUGGUGGUGCGUCCGGCGGCAGUGGUGGAAAUGGGUCAGAUGAUCCCGGACAACGGCCCGGCGGUGCAGCGAUGGGUUGGCAUACGAACAGCAGCACGGAAAGCCUCAUCCAGGGAAGGCCCAACCGGACGGUCGUCAUCAACGAGCAGGGUGGUGGCGGUGGUGCGUAUCCGCGCGAGGUACGCUACUACAACCAGAUGGACGUACGGCGCCACCCGACCGGCUUCCAGGAGGACCGCAUCGUGCUGCUGGCGAAGAAGGCACCGUGCCACAUAUUCUCGGUGUUGCCGUACUGCAAGGGCAAGGCAUCGCGGUCCGAAAUGCGCCGCGAGCGCCGCCGUCACCCGUCCGGUGCGCGUCCACUGUCGUCGAUUAAUGACGCACCGUUCGAUGCGUUCCGUUUGCUCGGCAUCGAACGGGGUGGUGAGGUGGGCCAGGAAGUUUCGUACGGAUAUUUGCUGAUACCGUCGCGGGCCUAUCACCGUGAGAAAAAGCACACCGAGAAGGCUAUCAAGAGUGGGUUCGAAAUAACGAACUUCGCGUCGCUGGAGAAUCAUGCCGCGGCACGGUACUAUGAUACGUUGAAUCGUAACAGUGCGGCAAGUCCGUCGCAGACGGUGGCCACAUCGGCUGGGGUCGGUGGUGCUGGUGCUGGUAGUGGACCGUCGUCAGGAUUGCUGGACAUCUCGAAAGAGUACGAAGAUGGGUACACUUCCAUCUCCGGGAUACAAUACUCGGCCAACAUUCUGGACGAUCCGGAGCUGAUCGCGGGCAAGCAUCGUACGCUGCUAACAUUCACUUCGUACGUAACAUCAGUCAUUGACUAUGUGCGGCCAUCCGAGCUGAAGAAGGAGCUGAACGAUCAGUUCCGCGAGAAGUUCCCACAAAUCCAGCUCACGCUCAGCAAACUUCGCAGCAUUAAACGGGAGAUGAAGCGCAUCAACAAGCUGGACAAUCGUAUCGACUUUCUGACCAUCUCGCAAGCGUACGUUUACUUCGAGAAGCUUAUCUUGUCCAAGCUGGUCAACAAGGAGAACCGGAAGUUGUGUGCCGGCGCUUGCCUGCUGCUGAGUGCUAAGCUGAACGACAUCAAGGGUGAGGCACUCAAGAGCUUAAUUGAGAAAACGGAAAGCGUCUUUCGUCUGAACCGUAAGGAACUGAUCGCUUCCGAGUUUGCCGUGCUGGUUGCGCUGGAGUUUAGCCUGCACGUACCGACACAGGAAAUUCAUCCGCACUAUCAACGUUUGAUGUACGAAUCCUAGGACACGGCGACGGCUAGGAGCGCAAAGAAGGGAAGCAAAGAGAUUAACCAUUUACUGAUGUGUCAUAUGCUGCAGGAGGCAUUUAUUGGGUGAUUUGUUUUAAAUGUUUCGUUUUUUUUUCUGGGCUAGAUUUUGCAUACUAUUUGUUGCACACGACUUGUUUGCCAUUGAUCGUGAUUUACAGGGUGGCAAGAGAGGAUCUCUUCCUCUUUUUUUGUGUUCCAAGGAAAGGUUGAGUGUUAGCGGUGGAAUAGUUACAAAGGUUUUAAAAGCUAACUAUAACCGUUCAACAUUUUUAAACUUAUGCCAAGGCCAUGUAACGUACAUUAAUGAUCCUGAAACCGGAUAACAUUUGAAACGAUUUUUAACUCCUUACUUACAACGCAGCAAAGCAAAAUCUAGUGUUAGUAAUUACAUCGUAGGUUAUAUUGCAAUGAUAUAAGCAUUAGUUCGCCAUAUAGUGAAGAACACAGUGUUUACAGUUUAAUCUCCUUCGGCAGCGCAAGUUAAUCCUGCUCAAACAUCUCUCUUUGUCCUAGCGUUACCUAAACCGGAGAAUGAUGUACUUACCGGAAGUGUUUAUACUCGUUGUACUUUACCUUGAUUCAUUGCGAUAAAUUUUCUUAUUUUUUAUCCACGCGCACAAGCGGGAUGCGUUUACCCGAAGUACUUUACUAGCUUGAUUCGUUUUCAGUUUUACCUUUUACCCACGCGUUGAAAGUUAUAAUUAACUGUAACCGAUUAGAAUGUAUUCUUUUUUGUACUUUGUUAUUUCCUAUAUAUAUAUAGAUACCUUAAGAAGGGCCCCUUUAUUAAACUUAAGCACAUAACGUGUAUAAAUGCCACAGAAACAAAAAAAUAAUAAUGGUGAUGGAAAUCGGUUUAUAAAACUGCUCUUACACGUAGGCAUAUAUGCGCUCAAGUACUUCAAGGAAUUGUUAUAAUUCGCGUUUAUUUUAUUCAGUUUUUUAUCGGUUCGUUACACGUUUAGUUUUUUCGUUUUGUUUAGUGUUUAUGAAGUGCUUGUAGCAAGGGCUGGCUUUUUUGUUUCGUCGUAAUAAUUGAACCAAAAUCUUUUCAAGAUAUAACAAUAAACGUGGUCGUACUAAAAGACCGUUUAGUCGCA
Messenger RNA from Anopheles moucheti, 4320 nucleotides. Its product is annotated as CDK5 and ABL1 enzyme substrate 1. The transcript is spliced from 5 exons. Lineage: Eukaryota; Metazoa; Arthropoda; Insecta; Diptera; Culicidae. Bases 1290 to 3194 code for a protein of 634 amino acids. Gene Ontology annotation, biological process: regulation of cell cycle. The record is from RefSeq and is a predicted model, not a curated record.